Molecule: messenger RNA, 714 nt
Organism: Ostertagia ostertagi
Lineage: Eukaryota; Metazoa; Nematoda; Chromadorea; Rhabditida; Trichostrongylidae
Source: the annotation of a GenBank genome assembly
AUGGUGUACAGAAAAGCCGCCGUUGAUAUAUACUUUAUCGCUGGGGAAAUAAGCAUAAUUCAGGCCUGCCUGCACAUCCAGCUUUGCAAUAAACUGCCUGGAGCCGGCAUUGCUGUAGGUGGCAUUCACUACCGGCCAGUUGCCUUCAGAAAUACCCAUCACAUAGGGGAAGCCAAACUUGUCGAACUUGAUGCCAUAAAUUGCAUCAUAACUGGUAGUACCCAGUGCCUGCCAUCUGCCGAUUCGGCUAUGCCAAUACCUGUACCGUGCACCCAGGCCACGCCGGUAGUAUCUGCAAUGGUGGCACGCCGCCAGAAGACACCCGAUUCUACCUAUAAUAUUGAUAUCGCCCUGCAGCCACUGGCCGCCAAUGCCAGCAUUAUCUUAAAGAAUAUUUUCUUUGAUGUAAACAAAUUUCAAUUGAAACCUGAAUCGCAGGUAGAGCUUGACAACGUAGUGUUGCUGCUCAAAGAAAAUCCCUCGGUAAAAAUUCAAAUCAAUGGCUAUACGGACAAUGCCGGUAGACCUGCCGACAAUAUUACACUCUCCAAUAACCGCGCAAAAGCCGUUGUAGAAUACAUCAGCAACAAGGGCAUAGACGCCAAACGCAUGAGCUACCAGGGCUUUGGAGAAAAAAUGCCGCUGGCAGACAAUAGCUCAGAAGAAGGCAGGGCCCGCAACCGGCGCACAGAACUGAAAGUAGUGAGCCAGUAA